Rotaria sordida is the source of this 918-nucleotide messenger RNA. NCBI's taxonomy places the organism in Eukaryota, Metazoa, Rotifera, Eurotatoria, Philodinida, Philodinidae. The record is from the annotation of a GenBank genome assembly.
AUGGUAAAAUUCGUCAAUAAUCAAGAACCUUGGUGUAACGGAAUUUUUAAUCAGUCAUAUCCAACGACCUUUGGAUAUGAAUCACAAGAUUCACCUCUCGAUUUAUCAAAAAAUAGCAAACAUUUCCCAUUUCAACGACCAAUGUCCAUUGAUGAAUCAUUAACAGCAGCUGAAGAUUCGUGCGUUAAAUCCCAUAAUAUUAUUGAUAGACAAAUGGCAAUAAAUUAUCCAUAUGAAGCACCACAAAUUAUCACACAACCCAAAUCAGAUUGGCAUUAUCGAAGUAUGAAAGAUUUAGCAAAAAAACAUAUCCCUUUUCUAUCUGGUGAAGGUCCUCAACGAACACCGAUCCGAAUAAAAGUCCCUGAAAGAUGUUGUCGGACGAUGUAUCUCUGUAUUACAGUCGUAACUCUAGAUAACCAAUCUCAUGAUUCUAAAGUAAUUGUACCACCAAAAACACGUGCGAGACAAGAUCAGUUAUCUCAUGAUAAUAAUCUUCGCUGUUUGGAUUUUGAUGAAUGUAAUUCAACAGACUAUUUUGAUUCAAUCACAAAACGUGUUUACUUACAGAUUAAUCCAGAAGAACACAAAUCUCAUUUAAAAGAAGUACGAAUUCAUAUGUUCAAUUUAUAUCAAAAUCAAAUGAUAACCAAAGACAUCAUCGAAGCUAAACAUCUUGAUUUAUGUAGACUAGCUUUUUCGUUAUGUAUCCUUGAAAAUGAUAAAUAUAUGUGUAUUUCUCCACCAUCGUUUUCCUCUAUUAUUCGAGAAAAGAAAAGCAUCAGUCGACCUCGUGUAUCACAAGCAAUGAACAAUCAAAAAAAUUCAUAUAGUCAAUUUUUAAUAGAUUCUCUAGACUAUGGCAGUCAAGACAAUAAGAAUGAUGAUAGUGAUCAUGAUUUUGAUUGUUCACAGUAA